Molecule: messenger RNA, 1565 nt
Organism: Oenanthe melanoleuca
Lineage: Eukaryota; Metazoa; Chordata; Aves; Passeriformes; Muscicapidae
Exons: 8
Coding region: 231-1280 (349 amino acids)
Cellular component (GO): cytoplasm
Source: RefSeq, a predicted model, not a curated record
AAGAGCCGGCGGUGACACGGCCACGGCACAGUGCUCGGAGCACGCGACGGGACAGGACGGGACAGAGCGGUGCCGUGAGGAGCCCCCGCACAGCGCACUCCUUCCUGUCGGACCCGGAGCUUUUCUGAGUUACUCCUACAGCUGACUUUGCAGCCAGACUGCAGGACUGUUUGCCACACAGCUUUCCCAAGGCAUCUCUGUUCAAGGUGCACUCAAGGCCAGACUCUGCCAUGGCGGGCAGAUGUCUCAACCUCUCUAAAGUGUUCAGCAGAAAAAGAAGGAGAGGAUCGAGAGUGGACCCAGCUCAAGAGCCUGAAGAGCCGGAGCAGUUCCAGCCAGUGCAGGAUGGUGCAGCCAUGGACCGCACACAAGAGCAGGACCCCACCCGUGGCCGCUUCCGCAGAACAGCGCAGAUGUUCGGGAAGUUUGCGCCCCUUCGACGUAGAAAGGCCAGGAGCGGAACAGAGGGCACAGCUGAGCCUGACUCCAGGCUGACCGAGCUCCAGGCAGAGCCUAAUGUCAGCCCAGAUUUGCCUCAGUCUUUGAGGCCAGCACAGCGCAGCAGGAAUGGAAGCAGUUCUCGAGGGAAGCUUGGACAGCCCUCCAUGUCUUCGCCAUGCCUCCCCCAGGUGCCAGCCAUGGUGAAAAGCAUUCACCAGAGAGUGACAUCCCAGGGCACUUUAGAUGCCAGGCUGCGCACUGACAUUCUGAGGCUGGCUGGAGAACACCCUGCUGACGUGGUGCUGACCCUCCUGCGCUGUGCCCCAGCGUGUGACAGAGCUGCUGCAAUGAUUUGGAGAGCCAUAGGCACAUCGGGACCAACAGUGGAGAAGGUGCUGCCAACUCUGCUCUGUGUGAUGGAGGACUGGCCUCUACACAGCAUGUUCACCUCGGAUGGGGAUGACACCGAUGUUUUUGUACUGGCUGCAACUCUGGUGCUCUGGGUGAUGGUCCAGCUGCCAAAGGGCCAGAAGGCCAUGAGGAUGCAUGCUUCCGAACCUUUAUUUACGGCUCUGCUCAUGCAAGAUUUCAUCACCUCACAGCCGAUGCCAAAGGAAGUUGAUAAAUUCUGGAGAGGGUGCCAGGAGCAACACCGCCUUCCCAGCAAGCCCAACAGGUUAGCAGUGCAGACCAUGAAGGCUCUGCUGACAACCAGCACUAAGCCGUGGGACGGCUGGCCAGGGAUGGCCGGGCGGAGCUUGAGGGAGGAGAAGGAAGAGCUGCAGGUGCUCAGAGAGGCCCUGAGGAAGAAAGCAGCCCUUCCCAUGCAAGCACAGUAGAUCAACUUGUAUUCAACCAAAGAGCUGCAGAACUACGUUCAAUUGAUGGCCCUGACAAAGCUGUGUCCCUUUAAGACCUCCUGGUGCCACGGAAGAGGAAACCACCUGGAGACCAGAGACCAGCUGGAGCUGCAGGCAGAGCUGAUGAUUGUCACAGCUCUUGUGGCUUCAGCCCCCUCCCUGCCUGCUCUCUCCCUCCAGUAUUCAGACCCUGCCCAUCCCCUUUUUUCCUCCCCAGCUCAUCCCUUUGCUUUGCUUCACAUCAAUAAACAGUUUGGCUUCUUC